UACCUAAAUGGAGCGAAGAGAUGUUUGUGAUGCUAGAUGACCAUCAUAUGCAGCUCCAGAAUAUUGUUCAUUCGAGAUAUGUCGGAGAGAUGGCCAAAGAGGCUGACAUUUGGAGGAGAAAGCUGGACAGUGUGGGUCGGAUACUCAAUGUCUGGUUCGAUGUCCAAAGGAAGUGGCUGUAUAUGGAGAGUAUUUUUCUGGGAAGUAGAGAUAUUCAGGAGAAAAUCCCAGAGGAAAGUCAGAGGUUCAUUGCGAUUGAUAAGAAAUUGAGGGGACUGGUGGAAAAGAUUCAGAAAACUCCUUUAACCAUCCGUAUCAUCAGUCAUGGUAAUUUGCUGAAGGAGCUCCGGGGCAUUGAGGAGCAAUUGAUAGCCAUUGAGAGGGUGCUCAAUGAAUAUUUGGAGGGGAAGAGAAUGGAUUUCCCAAGAUUCUACUUUAUCUCAUCGGUUGAUUUACUGGACAUUCUCACGUGUGGAAGUCAACCCCGGGAGGUAUUUCGGCACCUCACGAAGCUCUUUGACUCCAUCAAGUCACUUCAGAUGGGUCAGGAUGAGGAGUCCUUAGAAGCCCUAGGGAUGUUCUCGAAGGAGGAUGAGUAUGUGACAUUUCAGAAAUCUUUCAAAUGCCCUGAAGCUGUCGAAGUCUGGCUGAAUUAUCUGAUAACUGAAAUGAGGAUGACUCUGAGGCAUGUCUUGGGUCAGGCUGUGGCGGGAUAUAGUGAGAAGGAGAGGCAUGAGUGGAUACUAGAUUGGCCAGCUCAGCUAGCUCUCUGUGCUACCCAAAUCUGGUGGGCUACAGAAGUGGAGAGGGCAUUCAGGCAAAUGGAGGAAGGCAAUGAAAAUGCCAUGAAAAACUACCAGAAGAGGCAGAAGGAGCAACUAAGUGAGUUAAUUAACAUGUUGAUUGGGGAACUAACGGUGGCCGAGAGGCAGAAAAUCAUGACGAUAUGUACUAUUGAUGUACAUUCGAGAGAUGUUGUGGCCAAACUUAUUGGCGAGCAUAUUGAAAGUUCUAUGGCCUUUCAGUGGCAAAGUCAACUUCGUCACAGAUGGGAUGAUGAUGAUAAUGAUUGUUUUGCCAACAUCUGCGAUGCCAAUUUUCCCUAUGACUAUGAAUACUUGGGAAAUACACCAAGGCUCGUGGUUACACCACUCACCGACAAGUGCUACAUCACCCUGACUCAGAGUCUCCAUUUAUUCAUGGGAGGUGCUCCGGCAGGACCAGCAGGGACUGGAAAGACUGAAACAACUAAGGAUCUUGGACGUGCUCUGGGCAUAAUGGUGUAUGUGUUUAAUUGCUCGGAACAAAUGGAUUAUAAAUCUUGUGGGAACAUCUACAAAGGUCUGGCACAAACUGGUGCUUUUGGAUGUUUCGAUGAGUUCAAUCGAAUAUCCGUGGAAGUCCUCUCUGUUGUAGCAAUUCAGGUGAAAUCCAUCUUGGACGCCUUAAAGGUUGGCAGGACGUCGUUCAAUUUCUUGGGAGAAAGAAUAAAAUUGGUACCAACUGUUGGAAUUUUCAUCACAAUGAAUCCUGGCUAUGCUGGUCGAACUGAACUACCGGAAAAUUUAAAGGCCCUUUUCAGACCUUGCUCAAUGAUAGUGCCAGACAUUGAGUUGAUCUGCGAGAUUCUUCUAGUAGCUGAAGGUUUUCAGAAUGCCAGGGCUCUUGCCAGAAAAUUUAUCAGUCUGUACUCCAUGUGCCGGGAACUUCUGUCAAAACAAGACCACUACGACUGGGGCUUGAGGGCUGUAAAAUCAGUCCUCAUAGUGGCAGGAUCCCUAAAACGUGCUGACCCUGCAAGAUCCGAAGAUGAAGUUCUAAUGAGAGCUUUGAGAGACUUUAACACUCCCAAAAUCACUAUAGACGACACUCCAGUGUUUCUGGGAUUGAUUGGGGAUUUAUUUCCUGCCCUUGACGUUCCCCGUCAGAGGAAUACUAAGCUAGAGGAAGUGGUGAGGGAGGCGGCUAUUGACCUCAACCUUCAGCCUGAGCGAAGUUUUGUGCAGAAAGUGAUAGAGUUGGAGGAAAUCCUCGAGAUUCGUCAUUCUGUGUUCAUUAUUGGGGCGGCUGGUGUGGGAAAAUCAUGCGUGUGGAAGACACUUUUCCAGACGUAUCAGAAACUAGGAAAGGAUCCCAUGUACAGUGACUUGAAUCCCAAAGCAGUGACAAAUGAUGAACUCUUUGGUGUAGUUCAUGGGGUAACGCGUGAAUGGCAGGAUGGAUUGUUCUCCAUCAUUAUGCGUGAUCAGGCGUAUGCGUCAAAUGUUGGCCCGAAGUGGAUUGUUGCUGAUGGUGACAUCGAUCCAAUGUGGAUUGAGAGUCUUAACACCGUGAUGGAUGACAAUAAAGUGCUUACAUUGGCAAACAACGAACGUAUUCCACUCACACCAUCGAUGAGAUUGGUGUUUGAAAUUGGUCAUCUACGGGCAGCGACACCAGCAACAGUAUCCCGUGCUGGUAUUCUCUACAUAAACAAUCAGGAUGUUGGCUAUCAACCUCUGAUACUGUCAUGGAUAGAGGGACGCAAGAGUGAUGGGGAGAAAAUCAUCUUGAAUCACUUGUUCAACAAAUAUGUUCCAGUCAUCCUCGAAGCCAUUCACACAAAAUUUACCACCAUUAUUCCACUUGUGGAUGUCGCCCUUGUGAGGACAACUUGCAGCCUUCUCGAUAGUCUCCUCACACCCGAAAAUGUUCCACCAAACAGCUCUAACGAGUGGUAUGAAAUUUACUUUGUAUUUGCUGCAAUUUGGGGCUUUGGCGGAGCACUGUUCCGGGACCAGCAGCGUGAUUGGCGUUUAGAAUUUCAUCGUUGGUGGAUAAGAACAUUCAGAACAAUUAAAUUUCCUGCAACAGAUGAAACUGUAUUUGACUACCAUGUCGAUCCGGAUACAAAGAAAUUUAUUCCAUGGAGCGGUCUCAGGGAUGACUUUAAGUUCUAUCCUGAAAUCCCACUACAAAUGACUUUUGUGGACACAGAAGAUACUGUGAGGGUGCAAUAUUUACUUGGUCUUCUGAUUGAUGCUGGUCAUGCUGCUAUGAUUGUAGGAGGUGGAGGAUGUGGAAAGACGAUGCUUGUGCAGAGGCAUUUGGCAUCACUGCCCAGUGACUAUAUGUGUGCAAAUAUUCCUGUGAAUCUCUAUACGACAUCGAGAGGAUUUCAAGAGUCACUGGAGGUGCAUCUAGAGAAGGCAACAGCACGGUCCUUGACACCGAGAAAUGGGAAGAAAUUGAUUUAUUUUGUGGAUGACAUCAAUUUACCCCAGGUUGAUCUAUAUGGUACAGUUGCACCUCAUACCCUUCUAAGGCAAUAUUUUGACUAUAACCAUUGGUAUGGAAGUGACAAGUAUGCUCUCAAGACCAUUCACAAUUGCUCCUUUGUCACCACAAUGAAUCCCAAUGUUGGAUCCUUCACAAUCAAUCCUCGCCUUCAGAGACACUUUGCAACUAUUGUCCUGAAUUUUCCCACAAACACCCAUCUCCACCACAUCUAUUCCUCAAUAUUGGGUCAGCAUCUGGAGAAUAAGAAUAACAAGUUCACCCAACCUGUACAGGAUAUUUGUGCAAAUAUCGUUAAGAGUUCAAUUGAUUUUCACAUGGAAGUAUUACAGAAUUUCCUACCGACAUCCACUAAAUUUCACUACAACUUCAACCUUCAUGACAUCACGAAUAUCUUCCAAGGGCUCAUCUUUUCACGCCAUGCUUCGUGUCCAGACAAAUUGGGGCUUUUUAAGCUCCUUAUCCACGAAUUUUACCGUGUGUAUUCAGACAGGCUGGUAUCCAGGGAGGAUCUAAAGACUUUUGAUUCUUUGAUUGAAACAUCAAUAGAGAAGGCAAAGGAUUACCUGGAAGAUGAAGUGCAGUUGCCCAAGCCUCUGCUCUUCUUCCACUACGCCAAUGGCUUGAAUGAUGCUGAAUAUACUUCAGUCAAGUCCUGGGAACAUCUUAAUGCGUUGCUGGAAGAGGCACAAGUCAACUAUAGAGACACUGUAGGUCCAUCAAAUUUGGUGCUCUUUGAAGAUGCUAUGGUUCACAUUUGUCGCAUAAUUCGCAUUUUGGAGUCAAGUCGAGGACAUGCAAUGCUCGUGGGAGUUGGUGGAUCGGGUAAAAGGUCACUGACGAAGCUCAGUGCUUUCAUAUCAUCUCUUCGCAUUGAACAAAUUCAACUGAGUUCGGGAUAUGGAGCAACUGAAUUCCGGAGUGACCUGGGUGAGAUGUACAAGAAGACGGGGGUUAAGAUGACCAAGUGCUGUCUCAUGAUAUCUGACGCUGAAAUACCCUCUGAGGAAUUUGUCAUGAUUAUUAAUGAUGUCCUUGCGACUGGGGAGUGUGCAAAUUUGCUGCCUGAGGAGGAUAUCGAAGAGAUUGUGCAGCUGGUGAGGGUGGCAGCUAAGCAACAGGGUGUUCCAGAUGAUCGGGCCAAUUGCUGGAGGUUCUUUAUCGAUCGUGUCAGGAAUAAUCUCAAAGUUGUUCUCUGCUUCUCACCUGUGGGUAACACAUUGAGACAGAGAGCAAGGAAAUUUCCCGGAAUAUUCAGCAAUUGUCGCAUAAUUUGGUUCCAUGAUUGGCCAAAGGAAGCCCUAAUUUCCGUAGCUGAGAGAUUUCUCACCAAUUUUGACCUUAUACCUCAGGAUUCUGUAAAAUCUGUCAGCUACUUCCUGGCGGAAGCUCACAAUUCUGUCAAUAAAGUGUCGAAGAUGUACCUUGAAAAUGAGAAAAGAUUCAACUAUACAACACCCAAAACAUUUCUCGACACUAUUGAUCUCUACAGGAAAUUAUUCGUGGAACGAAAUGAGAAGAUUACUGAAUGGAUUAAUCGUUUGGACCAGGGACUUGUUAAACUCGAUGCUUGUUCGAGUGAGGUAGCUGUGUUGAGGGUAACUCUGGAUGAGCAGGAAAUCGUUAUGAUGGAGAAAAAGGAGGAAGCAGAUAAAGUUCUUGAGGUACUGCAGAAGGAAAAUGCCGUGGUGAGUUUUGAGAGGUCCUCUGUAUCCGAGGAUGAAAGGAAUGUCCGGAAAAUUGAAGCUGAAAUUGCUGAGACUGCCCGUGAAUGUGAGGCUGAAGUGAAAUUGGCUGAACCAGCGAUAGUCCAAGCUGAAGCUGCGCUUAAUACUCUGGACAAAAAGAACCUGACUGAAUUGAAGUCUUUCGGAACACCUCCUCCUGGGGUUGAACUGGUGACCCAGGCUGUACUUGUCCUCUUUGCCCGCGGAAGAAUCCCACGAGAUCGCAGCUGGAAAGCUUGUAGGGCAAUGAUGGGCAAGGCUGACACCUUCCUCAGCAAUCUCAAGACUUUCGACAAAGAAAAUAUCAAACCAGAGACAAUUGAAGCAAUUCUGCCUUAUCUGAAAGAUCCCUCAUUCCAUCCGGAGAAGAUGAGAGCCAAGUCAUCUGCUGCAGCUGGAUUAUGUGCCUGGGUGAUUAACAUUCAUAAAUUCCACAAGGUUUAUUCUGAUGUGAAGCCGAAAUUGGACAAACUAGCUAUGACUAGAAAGCAAUUGGCCGAGGAACAGGAGAGAUUGAUGGAGCUGAAUGAGAAACUCGGAGUGUUGGAGGAAAAAUUGAAAAAGUUGGAAAAUAAGCUUCCAAUGGCAUUGGACGAGCAAAAAGUCUGUCAGGAUGAAGCUGAUCGAACGGCGAAUGCACUUGAUUUAGCCAAUCGAUUGAUUCUUGGCCUAUCAUCCGAACGUGUUAGGUGGAAGGAGUACAUGCUGAAGUACCAUGAGCAGAUGAAUACUACCCUUGGGGAUACACUAAUUGCCGCAUGUUUCAUCUCCUACUUGGGCUCUUUUACACAGAACUACCGCGAUAAAAUCAUCAGAGAAUAUUGGUCUCCCACAUUCAAUGCUCUUCAGCCAACUAUUGACACUGGGGAGGAUCUGGUAGAUAUGAAUCCUUUUCUGAUUGUAUGCAACGAUGCCAUGGCUGCUGAAUGGAACAACGAGGGAUUGCCUAGUGAUAAAAUGUCAAUAGAUAAUGCCAUGAUUCUCCAAAGCAGCGUUCGAUGGCCUCUCAUUAUCGAUCCUCAGUUGCAGGGAAUAAAGUGGAUCAAGGGGAGGUAUGGGGAUGACCUGGUGGUGGCACGUCUGGAUGCUGAGAACUGUCUGAAUGUGGUGGAAGAGGUGGUGAAAGUGGGUGGGGUGCUGCUGCUGGAGAAUGUAGAUGAGACGCUUAGUCCAGUGAUGGGAAAUCUCUUUGGUCGUGUCCUUCUGAGAGGUGGUCAAACGGUGAUGCUGGGCGAUCGUGAGAUUGACUACAACCCCACCUUCAAACUAAUCCUACAGACCAAACUGUCCAAUCCACACUACCAGCCCGAAGUCCAGGCACAGCUCACAUUAAUUAAUUUUACUGUGACACGUGAGGGCUUGGAAGAUCAAUUGCUCGUGGAUGUUGUAAAAUUGGAACGUCCAGAAUUAGAAGAGCAACAGCGUGAGUUGAGUGUUCAGAGGAAUAUUUUUAAAAUUCAGCUGAAAGAACUGGAAAAUAAAUUGCUGGAGCGAUUGUCAGGGGAGACGGGAAAUAUUUUGGAGAAUGCAUCACUUGUGGAAAAUGUGGAGGAGAACAAGAGAUUGGCUGAAGAGAUUGAAAUUCGCUCCAAGGAGGCACGUGAGAUGGCUAGAGAAAUCACAGAAGCGCGUGAGAUGUACAGAGAUGUGGCCAGACGAGCUGCUAUUCUCUACUUUAUCCUGAUGGAUCUGCACAGAGUUAAUCCAAUCUAUCAGUAUUCCAUGGAGAUAUUUCGAAGAGUUUUUGUGCGUGCCAUUGAGGACACUCCGAAGGAUGAUGUGAUUAGGGAACGUAUUAGAUCCCUUAUUGAAAAUAUUACCUACGAAGUGUACAAUUUCAUCAGUCGGGGACUAUUUAAGAGUGACAAGUGGCUUCUCCUCAUUCAAAUCUUCCUGCAACUAUAUGUCAAUUCCAAGGAAUACAAUGCAAGUGAAUUGGGUUUCCUGCUGCGUUGCCCAGCCAAACAGAAUGUCAAGACGCCCGUACCAUUUCUAACUGAUGCCAAUUGGGGUGGAGUUUUGGCACUUGCCGAAAUGGAGAAUUUCCGUGAUAUUGAUCGAGAAAUUGAAGAAUCUAGCAAGAGAUGGAAAAUUAUUGUGGAGUCUGAAAUGCCAGAAAAUGAAAAAUUCCCAGGUGAUUGGCGUUCAAAGAACGCUAUUCAGAAGCUCUGCAUUCUCCGUGUGCUUAGACCGGAUCGAAUGGUGUAUGCUUGCUACCAAAGUGCCAUUACCAGACUUGGACCAAGGUUCAACAGUAUUCAACCACCGGAAUUAGCCAAGAUCUUCCAGGAAAGCUCAUCCCAAACCCCCAUCUUCUUCGUUCUCUGCCCAGGUGUAGAUCCAAUCACGGAGGUUGAACGUUUGGGACGGCAGCUGGAAUUUACAACAGAGCUGGGUAACUGCCAUAUCGUAUCUCUGGGUCAGGGUCAGGAAAUUAAUGCUGAGUUGGCAAUUGACAUGGGGGCCAGGGAAGGUCACUGGGUCAUAUUGCAGAAUAUUCAUUUGGUGGCAAAGUGGCUGCCAAAGCUGGAAAAGUGCAUUGAUGCUGCGACAAAAAAACCACAUGAAUCCUUCCGACUGUUCAUGAGUGCUGAGCCGGCUGAAUCUGCUGAUUUUCACAUUUUGCCCCAGGGUAUCCUCGAGUCAGCGAUAAAAGUCACGAAUGAACCACCAUCUGGUAUGAGUGCCAAUCUCCAUGGGGCGCUCAAUCAAUUCAACCAGGCCACUCUCGAUGCCUGUCCACGAGAGGUUGAGUUCAAGGCUAUCCUCUUCGCCAUGUGCUAUUUCCAUGCCAUUGUGGGGGAGAGGAAGAAAUUCGGAGCAGCCGGAUGGAAUAGGUCGUACCCUUUCAACUACGGAGAUCUUACUUUUAGCUCAAGGGUUCUGCAGAACUAUCUUGAGGAUGACUUGAAAGCAGUGCCUUGGGAUGAUCUACGAUACAUGUUUGGUGAAAUUAUCUACGGAGGACAUAUCACGGAUGAUUGGGACAAACGUUUAUGUCAAACUUACCUACAGGAAUUCCUGCAACCCUCUCUUAUUGAAAAUGAAUUAGAAUUCUUUCCUGGAUUCGAGGCACCCGGCAAUCUCGAUUACACCCUAUACCAUACGUAUAUCGAUGAGAAUCUCCCACCAGAAUCACCCUAUCUUUAUGGUUUGCAUCCGAAUGUCGAAAUCGUAGUCGAGACAUCCAAAGCUGCCGAAAUGUUUGGUAUGCUUCUGCGUCUUCAGCCACAGAAUGUCACAUCAUCGUCAUCAGAGGGCAUCAGCAGGCAGGAUGUUGUCCGAGAUAUUGUGGAUAGUUUUCUGGACAGUUGUCAUGGAGGCUUUGUGAUGGAAGAACUUUCAGCCAAAGCGAGCAGUCAUCUAACUCCCUAUGCCAUUGUUGCUCUGCAAGAAUGUGAAAGGAUGAAUGUCAUUUGGCGGGAAAUAAAGCGUUCGCUCAUGGAACUCAAACUAGGCCUCUCGGGGGAGCUCACAAUGUCCAAUGACAUGGAAGAGCUUGAAAAUGCUUUGUUCACAGACAAAAUUCCCGCCAAGUGGACAAAACGGUCUUAUCCUAGUCUCCUGGGAGUGCAGAACUGGUUCUCGGAUUUGCUUCUUCGAGCGCAGGAGCUUGAGAUUUGGACCUCAAGCUUCAGCCUCCCGCCAGUUGUUUGGCUAGGAGGCUUCUUCAAUCCCCAGAGCCUCCUUACGGCUGUGAUGCAGCAAACAGCUCGUCGACAUGGCUAUGCCCUGGACAGGAUGUCCCUAAAUUGCGAUGUUACGAGGAAGACAAAGAGUGAAAUUGGGAUAGCCCCACAAGAAGGCAUUAACAUUCAUGGUCUGCACAUGGAGGGAGCUCAAUGGGAUGUGGAAUCGGCUGCGAUAGUGGAAGCGAGUCUCAUGAAGCUGACAGCAGAAGUUCCGGUGAUGUACUUGAGGGCUGUGAUCAGUGAGAAGCAGGACAAGCGAGCAGUUUAUGAAUGCCCGUUGUAUAGGAACCGUUCCAGGGGUCCAACCUACGUCUGGACGUUCAAUCUAAAGAGCAAGGAGAAACCAUCAAAAUGGAUUCUCGGGGGAGUCUGUCUCCUUCUCGAACCAUGAAUUUUGUUUGGGAAUUUGAAGGAAAUUUCCAGUAUGAAUUAUGAAAUAAAAUGUCUGGCUAAA
Messenger RNA from Phlebotomus papatasi, 9149 nucleotides. Its product is annotated as dynein beta chain, ciliary. Bases 21 to 9086 code for a protein of 3021 amino acids. Gene Ontology annotation, biological process: microtubule-based movement. The record is from RefSeq and is a predicted model, not a curated record. Lineage: Eukaryota; Metazoa; Arthropoda; Insecta; Diptera; Psychodidae. The transcript has 14 exons. Gene Ontology annotation, cellular component: dynein complex. Gene Ontology annotation, molecular function: ATP binding; dynein intermediate chain binding; minus-end-directed microtubule motor activity.